AUGGAUUCAUAUGACGGUUACGGGUCCCCCGGCAGAAGUCGAGAGGGAGGCGGCGACCCUUACGCUUCUAGGGCACCGGUGGAUUCAUACCGUCGCAGAUCGCCUGUGUCUCAGGAUCGACGUCGAGGACGCGGACGUUCUCGCUCACCCGUUAUGAUUGAUCGUUACGAACCUUCCGAUCGCCGUACUUCGCGAGACGAUUACUAUGCUGCUUCUCGGGAGCACGCCGUGCGUGACCGUGAGGACCGCCGGCGCGCUCCUUCUCCAAAUGUCGCCAAUAUUGAUCGCUAUGUCCCUGGACAAGAUUCUGUCAAGCGCCCUAUUCCCACCAAUCCGCUCCCCAACCCACUGAACUUGGACUUCCAGGUGGGAUUCAAUUGGUUCGCGGAAUGGUGGCGAGCAGAACAAUCAAUCAAAGAAGAAAAAGAUCGCGCCAAGCAUGGCGGGCGACGUCCAUCCGACCGCGUCAAAGGAGAGCGCGAGGCUCGUGAAGACCGGGAAAGAGAAAGAGCACAGAUCCAAGCGGCUUACGAUGCAUACAAGGUGGAUCUUCAGGCAAAAAUGGCCCGUGCGUUUGUCCAACAUCAUCGGAAUGAGGAAUGGUUCAGAGAGCGUUAUGUCCCCGAUGUUAGGGAUCCUCUUCGUCGUCGACUGAUGGAUUUUCGAGCGGGUGCCUAUCAGCAAUGGGAGAGUGACUUAGACAGUGGGCUUUUCGACGAGUUCACCCUUGAAGGCAUAUACAAGAGUGAGAGUGAUGGUGCAGGCGGAGUGAUCGAGAAGGAGGAAGGCGAGACUACCGCGGUUGGUGAAACCUUGGGUGUCUUGGAUUUGCUCCCAGCAAGAGGUGGAGAUCUGCGCGAUGAGGCCCUUUCCCAGUCCGCCCUAUUGAUCAAGACUUUGGCACCCAACGUUAGCCGUGACAAGAUUGAAGAUUUUUGUAAGGAGCAUCUGGGAGAGCAGGAUGGCGGAUUUAAGUGGCUUAGUCUUAGCGAUCCCAAUCCUUCCAAGAAAUACCAUCGGAUGGGGUGGAUUAUGCUGCAUCCUGCCCCUGAUGUUGAGGUUGUCGAGCGAGGAGACGGGCGAGAAGAAGAGGGUGAGGAGAUGGAGCAUGACAACACGGCCAACGGAGCAGUGACUGUUACUGCUGCCGAGAAGGCGCUUGAGGCAAUCAACGACAAGACAAUCCAUGAUCCUGUUCAUGGGGACUUUGUCUGCCACGUGGGGGUUCACGUACCGCCUUCUCAACCCCGCAAAAAGGCCCUGUGGGAUCUGUUCUCUGCUCCAGAGCGCAUCUCGCGUGACCUUGAACUGGCAAGAAGACUGGUGUCGAAGCUCGAUUCCGAAAUGGGAGGCAGUGCAGACGGUUUUGCCAAGAUUGAAGAACGAGUGGAGGAAUUGCGCGGCAAGGGGUGGCUUCAACCGCCUGUGACAGGGCCUGUCAGCGUCAAGAAGAGGAAACCCGACUAUGAUGCUGAUGAUAUGGAUGAGGGAGAAGCGGAAGAGGGUGAGGAACAGGAAGGAUGGGAAGAUGACGAACUCGAUGAUGAGGAGCUUUUGGCCAACAAGAAGAAAUUGGAUCUCAUGGUGGAAUACCUUCGCAGGGUAUACAAUUUCUGUUUCUUCUGUGUCUUCGAAAGCGAUUCUGUGCAUGAGCUUGCUCGGAAAUGUCCCGGUGGACAUCUGCGUCGGCCGCGGGCUGGUCUUACAACACAGUCGAAGGCUGUGGCCCGAGCCAGCGCUCUCGGACAGCCAUUCCCUGUCAAGAAGAAAGAGCCAAGUGAGGAGGGUGAAGAAGCGCCAGCAGCUGCCGAGGAAAAGCGACCGCAGCGCUUCAGUUCCAAGUCGGAACAACAGCUUCAGCGUGCGUUUAACUGGGUCAAAACAUUUGAGGACAAGCUCUUGCAGAUACUCGAGCCAGAUAAUGUGGAUAUUGGGAAGCUGGGUGGUAAGCCCGUUGAGGAAGCUCUGGAGGAGGAGCUGGGAAAAUAUGUCAAACAGGAGGAUGAGUCAAAGUUCCGCUGCAAAGUACCUGAAUGCACAAAGCUGUUCAAGGCGGAGCAUUUCUGGCGUAAGCACAUCGAAAAGCGCCAUACCGAAUGGUUCGAUAACAUCCGCAGUGAUCUUUCUUUGGUCAACGCCUACGUCCUUGAUCCUGCUCGAAUCGCACCUUCGCGGUCCGAUGCCAACAGCAACGGCCAUUUCCCCCUUAGCUCUGGCCAAGGCCAAACUGGCACACCGCGUGGGUUCAGCCUAGCAUCAAUGCCGGCAUACCUUGGAGGUAGUGGAAGUGUGCCUCCAGGCUUCCAAGGUGUCCCAGGAUCUGGACUACCCGGGUUCAUGGGCGUCAACAGCCAAAGCUGGGGUGCCAAUGGCAUGGUGUCUGCAGAUGGCUCUGGUUUGCAUCAACCGGGUGCCAUGCGCCGUGGUGGUGGUCGUUACAACAACCGGACGGGACCCUAUGACCGACGUGGAAAUCGGCAUGGCACUUCCGGCACUGGGAGUGGCCGCCUGAGCCCCAUCCGUGGCAUGUCCAACAUGUAUGGGUCUGGCGGUCGUCUGCCCGCCAGUUCUGGACCUCCAUACAUCCCCCCUGGCCACCCUGCCGCCGCCUUGAUGGGGGCAAGCGGCUUCGUUGAUGCCGGUUCCGCUCAACAGGGUAUGGGCCCGCGCGAAGCCGUCCAUGGCCGCAGCCUCAAGAGCUAUGAGGAUCUUGAUGCAGUGGGUGGGUCCGGAAGUGGUGAGCUGAAUUAUUAG
Messenger RNA from Aspergillus ibericus CBS 121593, 2754 nucleotides. Its product is annotated as putative arsenite resistance protein Ars2. The record is from RefSeq and is a predicted model, not a curated record. The coding region runs from base 1 to 2754 and encodes 917 amino acids. Lineage: Eukaryota; Fungi; Ascomycota; Eurotiomycetes; Eurotiales; Aspergillaceae. Gene Ontology annotation, cellular component: kinetochore. The transcript has 3 exons.